Messenger RNA from Populus euphratica (Euphrates poplar), 1510 nucleotides. RefSeq lists its product as uncharacterized. The record is from RefSeq and is a predicted model, not a curated record. The transcript has 4 exons. Bases 592 to 1206 code for a protein of 204 amino acids. Lineage: Eukaryota; Viridiplantae; Streptophyta; Magnoliopsida; Malpighiales; Salicaceae.
UCGUGCUUGAUAUGGCUUGAAGAGUUCUCAUGCUUGAUAUGGCUGCUUGUUUUACAUUAGUUCUUUACUCACACUUGUUUUGGAAGCUGGUUUUGCAUUCUGCAAAAGAUUGGUGGUUGUGACUGCCUUUAAAAAAAAAACAAUUAUGAUUGUAUAUUUAGUUUAUUAUCAGUAUAAAUUUGUUCUGGCUUGGAUAUAGUUUUUCGCUCGAUUGGUAAGUAUUUGCUCGGUGCUGAACUGCUGAUUUUAUGUUUUUGUUAGGUUUUGCAAUAUCCUUAUUUUUUGUGCUUAAUAUUGUAUCGAAGUUUUGGAGGUCGGGUAAGGAUGUCCAAUGGAUAUCCAAAACCUAAUCGGGUCGGUUUCAUUAAUACCCAAUAGGUUCGGCUGAAAAAACCUAACGUAGUUGCUAACCAUUGCCAUUCCUAGGGCGAAAUGAUAUUACCAUUAUGGUCUUAAUAAUAAGACUACUAAAACAAUUGUGGUUUAUUCUUCAUUAUACACCGUUUAGUUCCUUUCCACUCUAUUGCCGACCCAAUUGAUGGAUUCAACUCUCCAUCUUCUAUAGAUUGCUGGCUUCAAUUCCUUAAUGCCAUGCUUUCACAUCUGCUGCUUGUGCUCUGCAUUGUUGGGUUUAGUCGCAGCAUCAACAGCAGCCCAGGUUUCGGAAAUGGAGGAGGAGACGACAGGAAGGUUUUGAUUGUAGGGGAGGAAUUGUGGAAGCAAACUAUUCCUUUGCAACUGGGUUCUCGAGUUUACGAGCUGCAAGGGCUUAAAUCACAUACUUGGUAUGAAGUGAAGAUAUCGUAUCCAGCUUCUAUACCUGCUAGCUUUACUAUCCAAUUGAAGAAAGAUGAUUCUGACCCCGGAAUGAACCGGGUUGCAAGAAGAUUGUUAAAUACUGAGAAACUGAUUUUCAAGACUGAUGUUAUUCUUGAUAGCAAUCAGAGUAAAUUGUGUGUUUUGGUGAGGGUGGAGCCAGAGGGGGUAGUGGCAAUACCAAAUGUAGAGGAGAGGAAAGACAUCACAUUCAACAUAGUUUGUGAUGAACUAUUAUUGGGAAUCCCACACAAGGCUUGGUGGGUAGUAGCCUUGGUAGUGCUCUGUUUGGGAGUGGCUUUCAUCAUUCCUCAUUUUCUUCCAUCGUGUCUACUGCUGAGGGAUAGAAGGCGAGAAACAUUGAAUCAGAGAGUUUCCAAAGAAUCUUGAUUUCAGAAUCAUUACCUGUGUUACGUUUUGCCAUAGGUAACAGAUGUCCUCUAGUGGCGUGUUCACUGCUUUUGAUGUAAAAGUGUCAUGUCAUUUGCUUGUUUUUGGUCAAUAGGAAUAGGAGAUUAACAUGUCAUGCAUGACCUUGUUGUGUAGUUUUACUCUUGAUGUUUUUAUUAGUCGGCCAGUAAUAGUUUGAGCAGACUAUCUCCCCCGUAAAUCCUAUUUGUUGUUGGAAGUUUAGCAUGAUCUCUGGUACUGUCCUCUUGAAUACUUCAAUUCGUUUCAUUGGAGUUCUGAUGCA